GAAGACGAAUCAAUCACUCUUCUUCUUCCUCUCUCUCUCUCACACACACACACGGAGCGAAUCAACAUGACGAAGCAGCAAGCUAACUGGUCUCCUUAUGACAACAAUGGAGGAACAUGUGUUGCGGUAGCAGGUGCAGAUUAUUGUGUAAUAGCCGCAGAUACUAGGAUGUCUACUGGCUACAACAUUCUAACUCGCGAUUACUCCAAGAUCAUUAAACUCGCGGAUAGAUGUGUGAUGGCCUCCUCUGGAUUUCAGGCUGAUGUGAGAGCUUUGCAAAAGGUUUUGGCAUCCCGGCAUCUGAUCUAUCAGCAUCAGCACAACAAACAGAUGAGCUGCCCAGCAAUGGGUCAGCUACUAUCGAACACUCUAUACUACAAACGCUUUUUCCCCUACUACUCCUUCAAUGUUUUAGGUGGCCUUGACAGUGAAGGGAAGGGGUGUGUUUUCACAUAUGAUGCUGUUGGAUCCUACGAGAGGGUAGGGUACAGUUCUCAAGGUUCAGGUUCAACUCUUAUCAUGCCUUUCCUGGACAACCAGCUAAAAUCUCCCAGCCCUCUCUUGCUGCCUGCCAAGGAUGCUGUUACUCCGCUUUCUGAAUCAGAAGCCAUUGAUUUAGUGAAAACAUGUUUUGCUUCAGCAACUGAAAGGGAUAUAUACACCGGUGACAGGCUGGAGAUAGUCAUAUUAAAUGUGAAUGGUAUUCGUAGGGAAGAAAUGGAGCUCAGAAAAGACUGAUUUCUCACGUCUUGUUUUGGCGGUUCACGUCUGAACUGAUUUGAAAGACCAGAAAGCAUAGCUCGUGAAUUCCUGGAGGAUUCAUUGUAUGGCUAUUGACAUCAGUUUCUAAUUCAAUUAUGAAUCAGUGUGGUAUGAAUCUUAGUUUCUUAUUAAGUGUAAGUGUUUGCUCAAUGAUGAAAUUUAGCAGUUUAAACUUAUUUGGUUUGAAAAACAAGGUAAGAAGCUCAGAGGGGUAGGUGGGAUUCAUCGUUAGUUCUGAGUGAAGAUGAGUCCUGUAUGAUGCUAUAUGUGGAGCAAUUUUAAGUUGAUUUUUAUAUUCAGCGAUAUGAUCAGAAAAGGAACUUUGCAGCUCUAA
Molecule: messenger RNA, 1096 nt
Organism: Nicotiana attenuata
Lineage: Eukaryota; Viridiplantae; Streptophyta; Magnoliopsida; Solanales; Solanaceae
Product: proteasome subunit beta type-1
Exons: 7
Coding region: 67-738 (223 amino acids)
Cellular component (GO): proteasome core complex
Source: RefSeq, a predicted model, not a curated record